CGGCCACUGCUGUUGACGCGGAGACUCCUAGGCGUUCCGGUUGCCCUGGUGACGGAUCCCUUCUCUUCCCGCCUGGCUUCCAGAGGCUUCAAUCAAGUCCCUCCGUCGGCCCCGGACCCCUCGUUCCCCCUCCCUUUCCCCUCCCCAGAUCUGGAUAAAGCUCCUAUGAGAAUUUCUGCAGGUGUCCAAGUCUCCUCCCCAAGUCGUUGCCUUGCAGGCAAGACCUGUCACCACACAACACGCUGCAGCCGUUUCAUCCACAACCGAGAGCCUUCUCUCUCUCUCUCCGGGCUAACACUUCCCAUUCCCAGCUUCAGGCAAGAUCGUGACCUAAGGACUUGUAAAAGCCAAGCCAAAGCCCAGAGAUGGAAGCAGACGAAGUCACAGAAGAGCCUCAUACCACCAUGGAUGCAGAGGAGCACCCUUCUUCAAAGGACCUCUCUGCUGAGGACUCACAGGAGCCCCCUAUCCAUGAAACCCCCUUAGAGCCUCCCAUCUCUGAGGACCCCAUACAGCCCCUUACCUCUGAAACUCCUUUGGAACCUUCCACUUCCCAGAACCUUUUAGAGACCUACACCUCUGAAACCCUUUUGGAGCUUUCCAUCUCCAAGACUCCUUUAGAGCCCCAGACCUCUGAAUCUCACAUGAUGCCACCCACUUCCCAUACCCCUUUAGAGACCCAUACCUCUGAAUCCUCUUUGGAGCCUUCCACCUCCAAAGCCUCUUCAGAACACUCUAUCCCUGAAAGCCCAGUGGAGACUCACAUCCCUAAGGUCCCAGAGGAAAACCUUACUAUCCAUGACUCAUCACCAGACCAUAUCUCUGUGUCUGCCUCUGAUGCUCUGAAGAAAGGCCUCUCCUCCGAGUCUUCCUCCAGUGGGGUCUCAUGGGUAAGAAGAUCCCUCCAGAAACCUGAAUCUGAGAUCCUUCAAGAGCAUUCCCUCUCAGGCCCUUCAGCCCAGGUCCACCUAGACACAUCUGCAAAGGAAAGGGAAGAAGAAGGAGAAGACAAGGAGGGACAGGAUGCCACCGACAGCACCACUCACACAGCUCAGCCUGGAUGUCAUCUGGGUUACACAGUCAGCCCAGUGGUGCCUGCUAAGCAGGCAGAGUUGGUGGAAGUGGCUAAGGCAAUGCACAGAGAGAAGUUUGGUGCUCGGGUAAAGAAUCUUUUCCAGUGGGAGAAGAAUGCAGCCCUGAAUGCCAUCCAGACAGGUCUCUACAUUGGCUGGCGUUGCCCCCAUUAUCUAUGGGACUGUUUCCGGGUUGGGGAUGAGUCCAAGUGCUUUUGUGGACACUUGUUGAGAGAGCACCAGAUCAUAUCAGACAUAUCUGUGCCCUGCAAAGUGAGCCAGUGUCGCUGCCUCAUGUUUUGCUUUAUCCCAUCACGCCCAGAGGAGGUGGGUGAGUUCUGGCUCAAGAGACGGGCCACCUUUGACCCCAAAGCCUGGAGAGCUCAAUGUCGCUGCAAACACAGCCAUGAAAACCAUGCAGCUACCGGGUCCCACCCCUGCAGGGUCAAAGGCUGUCGCUGCAACUGCUUUGAGUCUAAUUUCCUCUGUUCGGCCUGUGACCGGCGCUGGGAGGAACACGAGACUUACUUCGAGACUGAGGAGACCCGGCGACGAGGAGGGAGGCCUCACGGGACAGACACUGGCAACACCUGGCACAGGCCUCUGUGAGCCUGGCCCAAAUCGGCAAUAAAGGAGAAGCUACUGGA
This is a messenger RNA of Miniopterus natalensis, 1720 nucleotides long. NCBI's taxonomy places the organism in Eukaryota, Metazoa, Chordata, Mammalia, Chiroptera, Miniopteridae. The record is from RefSeq and is a predicted model, not a curated record.